Molecule: messenger RNA, 2668 nt
Organism: Scleropages formosus (Asian bonytongue)
Lineage: Eukaryota; Metazoa; Chordata; Actinopteri; Osteoglossiformes; Osteoglossidae
Product: zinc finger protein ZIC 1
Exons: 3
Coding region: 306-1634 (442 amino acids)
Biological process (GO): regulation of transcription by RNA polymerase II
Cellular component (GO): nucleus
Molecular function (GO): DNA-binding transcription factor activity, RNA polymerase II-specific; RNA polymerase II cis-regulatory region sequence-specific DNA binding
Source: RefSeq, a predicted model, not a curated record
GUAUUUUCAAUUCAUUUAUCUGCAGGAAUGAUUGCGGCUAUCAGUCUGGAGCUCACCGCCUGGAUGAGGAGGUGAAAGUUUCUCCGCAGGAGGAGAAACCGCAAAAGACAAUAUUGUACACGUGAUUUGCGUCUGCAGCUGAGCUGAGCUCGCGGGGCAAGAUUGCACGCGUUAAAAAAUAAAUGCAAAGUUUGCGAGUUGCUCAGUGAAGAAGAGUCUCGCAGUUCUGAGACUGAAGAUCGGCGCUGAGAAUUUCCGAGCCUUUUACUUAGCGUGUGCGUCGCGGUCCGAGCUGCAGAGUGAAGAUGCUCUUGGACGCCGGACCACAGUACCCAGCCAUAGGAGUGACUACAUUCGGCUCGUCCAGACACCACUCAACAGGCGAGGUCACAGACAGUCACAGGGAAGUCGGACUGGGGAUAAAUCCGUUCGCCGAUGGCAUGGGUGCCUUCAAAAUCAACCACAGCACCCACGACCUGGCUCCAGGGCAGACUGCGUUCUCGUCUCAGGCGCCGGGCUACGCGGCCGCCGCCUUGGGUCACCACCACCACCCGACUCACGUGGGCUCGUACUCGGCGGCCGCUUUCAAUUCCACGCGGGACUUUCUGUUCCGGAACAGGGGCUUCGGGGACCCCGCGAGCGCGCAGCACAGCCUCUUCGCCUCCGCCGCGGGGAGUUUCGCGGGGCCGCACGGACACUCAGAUGCCGCGGGACACCUUCUCUUCCCCGGACUCCACGAGCAGGCGGCCACGCACGGCUCCCCCGUCAACAGCCAGAUGCGCCUCGGCUUUUCGGGAGACAUGUACGGCAGAGCAGAGCAGUACGGCCAGGUGACGAGCCCCAGGUCCGAGCACUACGCGUCCACUCAGCUGCACGGCUAUGGCGCUAUGAACAUGAACAUGGCUGCGCACCACGGCGCCGGGGCCUUUUUUCGCUACAUGAGACAGCCUAUAAAACAAGAACUCAUCUGUAAGUGGAUUGAGCCGGAGCAGCUGGCGAACCCCAAAAAGUCCUGCAACAAAACUUUCAGCACGAUGCACGAGCUCGUGACGCACCUCACGGUGGAGCACGUCGGCGGUCCGGAGCAGUCCAACCACGUGUGCUUUUGGGAAGAGUGCUCCCGAGAAGGAAAGCCCUUCAAAGCCAAGUACAAACUAGUGAAUCACAUCAGGGUGCACACGGGGGAGAAACCUUUCCCCUGCCCUUUCCCCGGCUGCGGCAAAGUGUUCGCAAGAUCCGAAAACCUGAAAAUUCACAAGCGAACCCACACGGGUGAGAAACCCUUCAAGUGUGAGUACGAUGGUUGCGACAGGCGCUUCGCCAACAGCAGCGACCGAAAGAAACACAUGCACGUCCACACGUCCGACAAACCGUACCUCUGCAAAAUGUGCGACAAAUCGUACACCCACCCCAGCUCCCUCAGAAAGCACAUGAAGGUUCACGAGUCCUCCUCACAAGGGUCACAGCCGUCGCCUGCGGCCAGCUCAGGGUACGAGUCGUCCACGCCUCCAACCAUCGUGUCUCCGUCCACAGAGAACCCGGGCAGCAGCUCUAUAUCCCCCGCAUCUUCUGCGGUACAUCACACGAGCAGCCACAGCGCACUCUCCUCCAAUUUUAACGAAUGGUACGUUUAAAGAAUUUUUAAAAGACUGCACAAUUAGGACUGCUUGGAGUCGAAUAUCUUUUUUUAAAAGCCCCGGAAUAAAUGUGGGAAAAAAAAAAAAAAAGCCGGAGAUGGAAGUAAAACGCUUGGUGGCCGAGCGCUUUUAGCGAACAGUCCAGCAGCCAAGCUGUCAGGGUUCGAGAGACUGCCAACAAGAACAUGUGAAAGCGCAUGAUAUGAGCAGGUCGCUCGACCUCCUCUGUACAUACUGACACACUUGUUUAAAUAUGUAAGAUGCCAUUCUGUAAAUAGUUAUAUAUCACAAUCUAAAUGAAUUUGUGAAAAUGUGGUCCUUAGAUUUAUGGAAGAUUAAUGGUUAAAAGAAUGCAGCAAACAUUCUUAAUGGAUCUUAUAGCUGAUGUGUACCAAAUGUGAAUUACUCUGUAAAAUAUACACGUCGAUCUAACCGACCAUUAGAAUUAAUGUGCUUUGUAUACAGUGCAAAAAAUUUCGUCCACAGUUCCAGUCUGAGUAUAGUAAACUGUUAUUACAUGUCAUGUCGAUAAAUCGUAUAGUGAAGGCCUGAAAAGUCCGUGUCAUUAUGUUUAUGUGAUUGAUACUAAAGGUAAAACUACUUGUGCAUUGCCUCGGCAACUGCAACAGUUACUCUGUAUAUAAAAUAAUUUUUUCUCCAUUUCUCCACGCAUGUAAAAGGCCGAUAUCACAUGUUAGAAAUAAUCGGUAUUUAUGGAAUAAUUGCGUUCGUUUGUAAAAUUUAGUUUACAAACAUGUUUGUUUACAUUUCGUACAACAUUAAAAGGUUAAAAAGCAAAAGAAAAUGUAUUCAAAUUGUUUGUUUACGCCACCUUGUUGAAUAGAGUGUGUCAUUUUGGCGAUGAACUGUGUCUUAUGUAUGUGCUGCUUCAUGAAAGCUGUGUGUUUGUGUCCCUGUAUGGAUGCCUCUGCAGUAUGGCAUACAAUCAAAUUGAAAUUCAAACACUUUCGGGCAUCGCAGAAAAUAUGAGUGUAAAGAUGUAAAUGUAUUAUGCUUGUGGAACAGAGACG